This is a messenger RNA of Eruca vesicaria subsp. sativa (arugula), 1267 nucleotides long. The record is from the annotation of a GenBank genome assembly. NCBI's taxonomy places the organism in Eukaryota, Viridiplantae, Streptophyta, Magnoliopsida, Brassicales, Brassicaceae.
AAUGUUUAGAGUAACCGGACCUCUUUCGGCGGCAUCGUCUCCGGCGGCAGCUUAUUUCUCCGCCGCUCUUAGACUCUCCGUUGUUCCCACUCUUGCUUUCGCAUCUCCUCCACCACAUCCCCGAUGGUUCUCGACGUUUUCUCGUUCAUUUCUCGGCGGACGAUUCUCUACGCUCCGAUCACGCGUUCCUUCCCCUUACCAGAUCAGGCUCUCUGGCUUCUCGUCUCCCAAAGCGAGAGCUUCGUUUAGCAGUGGGAGUAGUAGUCCAACUAGAGAGAUUCUUGUGCAGCAUGUGCUUGUUAAGGAAGGUGAUUAUGAGCUAAUUUCCGAGCUCCAUAAGAGAAUCUUGGAUGGAGAGGAUAUGAGUGAUCUUGCAGCUGAGUACUCGAUUUGUCCAUCUAAAAAGGAGGGUGGUUUACUUGGAUGGGUCAAAUUAGGUCAAAUGGUACCAGAGUUUGAGGAAGCUGCGUUUAAAGCAGAGCUGAAUCAUGUUGUGAGGUGUAAAACCCAAUUUGGCUGGCACUUAUUGCAAGUUCUAUCUGAGAGGGAACCUGUGAAAGAUAUCCAGGUGGAGGAGUUGCAUUCCAAAAUGCAAGAUUCAGUUUUCAUGGAAGAGGCUCAGUUAAUUGACGUGAGAGAACCUGACGAGAUAGCCAAAGCAUCAUUGCCUGGAUUUAAAGUGUUCCCGCUCCGCCAAUUUGAAACCUGGGCGCCAGAAAUCACUUCCAAGCUGAACCCUGAGAAAGAUACAUUCGUCAUGUGUAAGGCUGGUGGCAGGUCGUUGAAAGUCGCGAACUGGCUGCACUCUCAGGGCUUCAAGAGUGUGUACACUGUGGCUGGUGGAAUACAAGCUUAUUCUCUCAAGGUCGACCCAUCAAUUCCUACUUACUGAACAAUCUCUUCAGUCUCAAGCUUCACAGGACCACCACUAACAACAAGAUGAACAAGAAGAAGAGAGAUGGGACAAUAACAAUAUCGAAGGAUGGGAGGACAAAAGGUAGAUCAGAUGAGUAUUUUAAUGACAGAACCUAUGAAUGUGAAAUGAAGACCAUUUUCGAUACUUGCUUCUUCUUUUGUUUUCUUGAUCUCAGAUAAUUCAGUAUUCACUCAGUCGUACCCCAAGUAUCACUCAGCCUCAUAUCAUUCUGUACAAUUUCACUAAAUUAUUUUUGACUUAAAAUUGAAUGACUUGUAAGAACAGAAACCCUACACAAUAUCUGUUCUGUACCAUGAUGGUUUAAUCUGAAGCAAACCAUGAACAAGUGUG